GUCCCACCUCGUGGCUCUGGACCUUAAGCAAUUAUUACAAUGGAAGAAACCAAUAAUUUCAAGACACCAAGCAGAUUAUCUGAAAAAAGGAAAUCUGCAUUGUGUUUAACUCCAUGUAUAAAUAUUCCUGCCUCUCCAUUUAUGCAGAAGCUUGGCUUUGGUACUGGGAUAAAUGUCUACCUUAUGCAGAGAUCUCCAAGAGGUUUGUCUCAGUCUCCUUGGGCUGUGAAAAAGAUUAAUCCUAGAUGUAAUGAUGAUUAUCAGAGUAUGUAUCAAAAGAGACUAACUGAUGAAGCUAAGAUUUUGAAAAGCCUCAAUCAUCCAAACAUUAUAGGUUACCAUGCUUUCACUAAAGCUAGCGAUGGCAGUCUGUGUCUUGCUAUGGAGUAUGGAGGUGAAAAGUCUCUGAAUGACUUAAUAGAAGAACAAAAUAAAGAUAGCCGAGAUCCUUUUCCAGCAGCCAUAAUUUUAAAAGUUGCUUUGAACAUGGCAAGAGGGUUAAAGUAUCUGCACCAAGAUAAGAAACUGCUCCAUGGAGAUAUAAAGUCUUCAAAUGUUGUUAUUAAAGGCGAUUUUGAAACAAUUAAAAUCUGUGAUGUAGGAGUGUCUCUUCCAUUGGAUGAAAAUAUGACUGUGACUGACCCUGAGGCCUGUUACAUUGGCACUGAGCCUUGGAAACCUAAGGAAGCUCUGGAGGAGGAUGGUAUUAUUACUGACAAGGCAGACAUAUUUGCUUUUGGUCUUACUCUGUGGGAAAUGAUGACUUUAUCUAUUCCACACAUUAAUCUUCCAGAUGAUGAUGAUGAAGAUAAAACUUUUGAUGAAAGUGAUUUUGAUGAUGACGCAUACUAUUCAGCUUUGGGAACUAGGCCACCUGUUAAUAUGGAGGAACUGGAUGAAACAUACCAGAAAGUAAUUGAGCUCUUCUCCGUAUGCACUAAUGAAGAUCCUAAAGAUCGUCCUUCUGCUGCGCGCAUUGUUGAGGCUUUAGAAGUGGAUGUCCGGUGAUCAACUCAUACCCAUGACUGCUGGAGCCUCAAGUAUGGCUCAUGUAUAUAGCUGUUCUGUUUACCAUGAUACAUUUAUGUAGUUAUUAUGAUGAUUCAUAAUUAUUAGAUG
Bubalus bubalis (water buffalo) is the source of this 1119-nucleotide messenger RNA. Its product is annotated as lymphokine-activated killer T-cell-originated protein kinase-like. Gene Ontology annotation, molecular function: protein serine/threonine kinase activity; ATP binding. The record is from RefSeq and is a predicted model, not a curated record. NCBI's taxonomy places the organism in Eukaryota, Metazoa, Chordata, Mammalia, Artiodactyla, Bovidae. The transcript has a single exon. Gene Ontology annotation, biological process: protein phosphorylation. Bases 40 to 1008 code for a protein of 322 amino acids.